This is a messenger RNA of Triplophysa rosa, 2410 nucleotides long. It is a transcript of the gene smad5, whose product is annotated as SMAD family member 5. Gene Ontology annotation, cellular component: heteromeric SMAD protein complex. The transcript is spliced from 7 exons. Gene Ontology annotation, molecular function: RNA polymerase II cis-regulatory region sequence-specific DNA binding; I-SMAD binding; DNA-binding transcription factor activity, RNA polymerase II-specific. The record is from RefSeq and is a predicted model, not a curated record. The coding region runs from base 462 to 1856 and encodes 464 amino acids. Lineage: Eukaryota; Metazoa; Chordata; Actinopteri; Cypriniformes; Nemacheilidae. Gene Ontology annotation, biological process: cell differentiation; transforming growth factor beta receptor signaling pathway; SMAD protein signal transduction.
CCUCCAGUCUGUUUGACGCCAGGACGGGUGAUAGACAAGGGAAAGAGAGGCAGGAAUAAAGAGAAAAACUGUGCUUCAUGUCGGUGUCUGUAAAACAGCAAAGGUCGAGAGACGCUACACCAUUUCAUGAAAGGUGCUGGUUAAAACCUGAACCUCGGAGCACAACCUGGCAUGAAUUAGCCUCUAAUAUCUAAUAGCAGUUCCAUACUCCCUAAAUUGCCCUUUACACUAAUUCUCAGCGUAGUUGUGACCCAGUUCAACCCCCCCCACUUCACUGCAGGCCUUCCUGAACCCUGAGCACCAGCAGCUGCGUCCUGCCUCAACUUCCUGUCCUUGGGUUGUGGAAGGCUAAGCCUGUCCUUACCCCCACCCCCCACACACAAACGCGCACAUAAUCAUCUUUCUGGCACACUGCGUGACGAGACGGCUUCAGAUCCUGCUUCCCGGUGCAGCCUGGCACUAUGACCUCCAUGUCCAGCCUGUUCUCCUUCACCAGCCCGGCAGUGAAGCGGUUGCUGGGCUGGAAGCAGGGCGACGAGGAGGAAAAAUGGGCGGAGAAGGCCGUUGAUGCUCUGGUGAAAAAACUGAAGAAGAAGAAAGGUGCCAUGGAGGACCUGGAGAAGGCCCUCAGCAGUCCCGGGCAGCCCAGCAAAUGUGUCACCAUCCCCCGCUCGCUGGACGGACGGCUACAGGUGUCCCACAGGAAGGGCCUCCCCCACGUCAUCUACUGCCGCGUGUGGCGCUGGCCUGACCUGCAGUCCCAUCACGAGCUCAAACCCCUGGAGGUGUGCGAGUAUCCGUUCGGGUCCAAGCAGAAAGAAGUGUGCAUAAACCCCUAUCACUACAAACGGGUGGAAAGUCCAGUGCUCCCCCCUGUUUUGGUGCCACGACACAGCGAGUUCAACCCUCAACACAGCCUGCUGGUACAGUUCCGGAACCUGAGUCACAAUGAGCCUCACAUGCCCCUCAACGCCACCUUCCCAGAAUCCUUCCAGCAGCACAGUGGAGGAAGCUCCUUCCCCAUCUCUCCAAACUCACCCUACCCUUCAUCUCCUGCCAGCAGCGGCACCUACCCCAACUCGCCUGCAAGCUCUGGACCAUCCAGCCCUUUUCAGCUACCAGCUGAUACCCCUCCUCCUGCCUACAUGCCUCCUGAUGAGCAGAUGGGACAGGAAGGGUCUCAGUCCAUGGAGACUGGCAGCAGCAUGGUUCCUCAGAAUAUGCCUAGAGGUGAUGUGCAGCCAGUGGAGUAUGAGGAGCCCAGUCACUGGUGCUCUAUUGUAUACUACGAGCUGAAUAAUCGUGUGGGAGAGGCGUACCACGCUUCCUCCACCAGCGUGCUGGUCGAUGGCUUCACUGACCCAUCCAACAACAAGAACCGCUUCUGCCUGGGCCUACUCUCUAAUGUCAACCGCAACUCUACGAUUGAAAACACUCGCCGUCAUAUUGGCAAAGGUGUCCAUCUGUAUUAUGUUGGGGGUGAAGUGUAUGCCGAGUGCCUCAGUGACACCAGCAUCUUCGUCCAGAGCCGAAACUGCAACUAUCACCAUGGUUUCCAUCCUACAACUGUCUGCAAAAUCCCCAGCGGGUGCAGCCUUAAGAUUUUCAACAACCAAGAAUUUGCUCAGCUGCUUGCUCAGUCUGUCAACCACGGGUUUGAGGCCGUCUAUGAGCUUACCAAGAUGUGUACCAUUCGCAUGAGCUUUGUAAAGGGCUGGGGAGCCGAGUAUCACCGACAAGAUGUUACAAGCACCCCCUGCUGGAUAGAAGUGCAUCUCCACGGUCCCCUCCAGUGGCUGGAUAAAGUUCUAACACAAAUGGGUUCUCCACUGAACCCAAUCUCUUCUGUCUCGUAAUGAUGGCCCCCCUACGGGCCGGGAGGAUUUUUUUGAAGUUUUUUUUCCUAAUACUUCUUCACUUUUGACAGAUAAAGAGGUCUUAAGGGCUGAACUGUUUACACUAUCUGCAGAAGGGUUACUGAUUCACACUGAAAUGGUCAGAACGAGAAGAAUAAACUGGGGCUACAAGCACAUUCUAGGCAGUGACACAAAAUGGACUAACUACUGCUUUAGCAAUUGCCUUUUUUUUGCAUAAAAUUGUUUUAAAAUGAUGCUCGUAUGACUGAUUUUCUCUAACUGUAGGUAAUCUAGUAGAUGAAAUUACAUGCUUUCAUUUAUCUCUACUUCACUACUUAUCACUACUUCGCAGUUGAAAAAGGCAAUUUCCUAGUUCUGUGAGAAUCUUUUUAAUUGCCGUGUUGUCUAAUUCAUUAUUCACAAGGCAUAUUUUUCAUUUAUAAUGUUUACUGUUAGACUCAAAGCUCAUUUCAAAUGUUUUCUUUUUAUAGCUUCUGUUGCCUCAAGGCAAAACACAGUUACUGCUUUUAAAUAAAGUUCUUUUAUCUGAUAAA